This is a messenger RNA of Amphibalanus amphitrite, 1256 nucleotides long. RefSeq lists its product as uncharacterized. The record is from RefSeq and is a predicted model, not a curated record. The transcript has 2 exons. The coding region runs from base 180 to 815 and encodes 211 amino acids. Lineage: Eukaryota; Metazoa; Arthropoda; Thecostraca; Balanomorpha; Balanidae.
CGACGCGUCGGUCAUGGGCCGCUGGUCUGUUUGUGCGGUAUGUUGGCACGCCGUUGCACAAUGCACGCGGCGCGCGCCGGGUACAAUGCAGGGCGGACACGGGUGGGCGCCGGACAGCCUGACGUCAUAGUUGUCCGGACAGCCGGCGGACACAGGCCGGACAGGGCAGACAAACGAACAUGGCAACGGUUACACAGAAAGACUGCCGGCAAUCGAUGGUCGCUCAGUGGUGCUCACGGAGGCGGCAGCGGCGCCGCACCGUCCGAUCAGCAGCCAUGGUCUCCUCGGCAGCUCUGCUGAUCGCCGCCGCCGCCCUCACCGUGGUCACCUGUGCCGGUCCGGUCGACGGUCAGUCCCCGCCGCAUCUCUACGGAUCGGUCCGGUCUCCGGCGGACGGGCCCGCAACAGACACCGAGCGGGCCGGCCGCCGAGUCCCGCGCGCCAUCGACGACAUCUACGAACUGGAGAUAUUCGAGUACGAGAUCGAGACGUCCGAGUCGCCGGGAGUCAGCACACAGGUCACCACCGUCGGAGGAGCGGAGUCGACCACCGGGCCGGCGAGUCUGACCACCUCUGACUCACUGACGACUCCAUCAGACACCCUGACGACCGCGUCAGACUCCCUGACGACAUCCGACUCGCUGACCACUCCACCCGCCACGGUCAGGGCCACGCCGACCCAGACCCUGACCGCUACAGAGUCCGGUCACCUGGUCGAUCAGUCCGACGGGAAAUCGGCCGGCUUUGCGACAGGACCAGCCGCCAUUGUGAUGGCUACCGCCCUGCUAGCGCUUAUCCUCGGCAUAACGCAUUAGCAUAACGCCGCCAGCAAACCAGGGUAUUUUUGAUGGGCAACAAGCUUCAAGGUGUAGGCUAAGGAGGCAGAGGCUUUCCAUGGUGGCCUCAUUUAUUGUUUCAUUUUGAUUUCAUUCUCAGUCUCAUGGACAAUGCCCAUUUUUGUUUUGUCCGGCUUUCAAGUGCCUCUCCGUUAUAUCUCUUCGUAAAUAAUAUGGGUGGUUGAAGCAUUGUGUCUGUUCCAGUCGCACUUCCUAACACCUCUAAACUCCUCCAAGGGCAAGAUAGAGGAGGUUGGAGCAGGGCCCUCUUUGGCAUUGUAGGGGUUAGAGAUGCCACUGGAACAGGGAAGCAAUCUUGGAGGAGUUUUUAGAGGUGUUAGGAAGUGCGACUGGAACAGACCCAUUAAGUGCCUGUUUGUACGAAGAAAUAUUGGUAAUAAAUGAAUCCUUCCCGUUGUA